UAAAGACCCCAGCGCAUCAGAUUCAGUACCUCCACAACGCCUAUUGUGAUUAGCAAUGGCUUUCAAAACUUUCGGAAUCUUCCUCUUCGUCACUAUGGCGAUCUCCUGCUGCACCGGAGGCGUAAUAACCGCAGUCCCUGCAGCGAUUCCUGCCGCCUACUCCGUACCAUACGCGUCUUCGUAUACCGCCAACGUUGUCAAUCACGCGGUUGCGGCUCCGCUAGCGGCUCCAAUCCUUGCUCCAGCUGCGGCUCCAGUUGCCGCGUAUAGUGCGUACCACGUGUUGCCGCCCCUGAUAGUGUAGGCGUCGCAGGAAUUUCGGAGAAAAUAUAGGCCCCAAAAAUGCCGAAAAUUUGUAAGCUACGACGGCGUUGUGAUAUUUGUACCAUAUUUUAUAAAUAAAAUUCCACCACAGUGA
Messenger RNA from Cylas formicarius (sweet potato weevil), 418 nucleotides. RefSeq lists its product as uncharacterized. Lineage: Eukaryota; Metazoa; Arthropoda; Insecta; Coleoptera; Brentidae. The transcript is spliced from 2 exons. The record is from RefSeq and is a predicted model, not a curated record. Bases 56 to 304 code for a protein of 82 amino acids.